This is a messenger RNA of Nothoprocta perdicaria, 3151 nucleotides long. RefSeq names its product VPS10 domain-containing receptor SorCS1. The record is from RefSeq and is a predicted model, not a curated record. Gene Ontology annotation, molecular function: protein binding. Bases 75 to 3101 code for a protein of 1008 amino acids. Gene Ontology annotation, cellular component: Golgi apparatus; membrane. Gene Ontology annotation, biological process: post-Golgi vesicle-mediated transport. The transcript has 27 exons. NCBI's taxonomy places the organism in Eukaryota, Metazoa, Chordata, Aves, Tinamiformes, Tinamidae.
GCUUCGGGCUGGAUGAGCUGCGCCUGGGCAGCAGCACCUUCGCCCUGGCCGGCGACUCGGCGCACAACCAAGCCAUGGUGCACUGGUCAGGCCACAACAGCAGCGUGAUUCUGAUUCUGACAAAGCUGUACGACUACAACCUGGGAAGCAUCACAGAGAGCUCUCUUUGGAGGUCAACAGAUUAUGGGACAACGUAUGAGAAGAUGAAUGAUAAAGUGGGCCUGAAGACCAUUUUGAGCUACUUGUAUGUUUGUCCGACAAACAAACGCAAGAUUAUGCUGCUGACUGAUCCAGAGGUUGAGAGCAGCUUAUUGAUUAGUUCUGAUGAAGGGGCCACCUAUCAAAAAUACCGACUGAACUUCUACAUCCAUAGCCUGCUCUUCCACCCGAAGCAGGAAGAUUGGAUMUUAGCAUAUAGUCAAGAUCAGAAGUUGUUCAGUUCAGUGGAGUUUGGCAGAAGAUGGCAGCUUCUUCACGAGGGAGUUGCACCAAACAGAUUCUAUUGGUCUAUGAUGGGAUCCAGUAGAGAGCCUGACCUUGUGCACUUGGAAGCAAAGACAGUGGAUGGUCAUGCUCAAUACAUCACCUGCAGGAUGCAGAACUGCAGUGAAGCCACCCGCAGCAAACCCUUUCCAGGCUAUAUUGACCAUAAUUCUCUGAUUGUCCAGGAUGAUUAUGUCUUUGUACAGCUGACAUCAGGAGGAAGACCACAUUAUUAUGUUUCUUAUAGGAGGAAUGCAUUUGCACAGAUGAAGCUGCCAAAGUAUUCCUUGCCUAAGGACAUGCAUGUUAUCAGCACRGAUGAGAAUCAGGUGUUUGCAGCUGUUCAAGAGUGGAACCAGAAUGAUACGUACAACCUGUACAUCUCCGACACCCGAGGGGUCUACUUYACCCUGGCCUUAGAAAAUGUCAAGAGUAGUCAAGGGCUGGAGGGCAAUGUGAUGAUUGACCUCUAUGAGGUAGCAGGGAUCAAGGGGAUGUUCUUGGCUAACAAGAAGAUUGACAACCAAGUGAAAACUUUCAUCACCUACAAUAAAGGAAGAGACUGGAGUUUGCUACAGGCUCCGGACACUGAUCUGAGAGGAAACCCUGUUCACUGUCUCCUCCCCUAUUGUUCCCUUCAUCUUCACCUGAAGGUCUCAGAAAAUCCCUAUACYUCAGGAAAUAUCGCCAGUCGAGACACUGCCCCCAGCAUUAUUGUAGCUUCAGGUAAUAUAGGUACUGAACUAUCAGAGAAUGAUAUCAGCAUGUUUGUUUCUUCUGAUGCUGGGAACACAUGGAAACAGAUUUUUGAAGAUGAGCACAGUGUUUUAUACCUGGAUCAAGGUGGAGUACUUGUUGCUAUGAAGCACACAUCCCUGCCUAUCAGACAUCUCUGGUUAAGUUUUGAUGAAGGGAACUCUUGGAGCAAAUACAGCUUCACAUCGCUCCCACUGUUUGUUGAUGGAGUGUUAGGGGAACCUGGAGAGGAAACUCUCAUCAUGACAGUGUUUGGACAUUUCAGCCACCGUUCAGAAUGGCAGCUGGUGAAAGUGGACUACAAAUCCAUUUUUGAUCGGAGAUGUGCAGAAGAGGACUACAGGCCUUGGCAACUCCAUAGCCAGGGAGAAGCUUGCAUCAUGGGAGCAAAAAGGAUCUACAGGAAGCGCAAGUCAGAGAAGAAGUGCAUGCAAGGGAAGUAUGCUGGGGCUAUGACCUCGGAGCCAUGUGUGUGCACAGAGGCAGACUUUGACUGUGAUUACGGAUAUGAACGUCACAGCAAUGGACAGUGUUUGCCAGCAUUUUGGUAUAACCCAUCUUCCUUGUCAAAAGACUGUAGCCUUGGACAGAGUUAUCUCAACAGCACUGGGUACCGGAAAGUUGUUUCUAAUAACUGCACGGAUGGUGUGAGAGAACAGUACACAGCAAAACCGCAGCAAUGUCCUGGCAAAGCCCCCCAGGGACUUCGCAUASUCACAUCUGAUGGCAAACUGACGGCUGAUCUAGGACACAACGUCACUUUCCUAGUCCAAUUGGAAGAGGGAGACCUCCAGAGAUCCAUCAUCCAAGUGGACUUUGGAGAUGGCAUUGCUGUGUCGUAUGCCAAUCUCAGCUCGACAGAAGAUGGGAUCAAGCAUAUUUAUCAGAAUGUGGGCAUAUUCCGAGUGACUGUGCUAGUGGAAAACAGCCUGGGCUCUGACAGUGCUGUACUGUACUUGCAUGUAACGUGCCCCUUGGAACAUGUUCACUUGUCUCUCCCAUUUGUCACCACAAAGAACAAAGAGGUCAACGCCACUGCAGUCCUGUGGCCAAGCCAAGUUGGAACCCUUACUUAUGUCUGGUGGUUUGGGAACAACACUGAGCCACUGAUCACACUGGAAGGCAGCAUCACUUUCACGUUCUCUGUGGAAGGGAUGAAUACCAUCACUGUUCAGGUCUCAGCAGGAAAUACCAUUCUACAGGAUACAAAGACUAUUGCUGUGUAUGAGCAAUUUCAGUCCCUCCGGUUAUCAUUCUCUCCAAACUUGGAUGACUACAACCCAGAUAUUCCAGAGUGGAGAAGGGACAUCAGUAGAGUAGUCAAGAGAGCUCUGGUGGAGGCAACAGGUAUUUCAAGCAAGCAUAUUCUGGUCGCACUGCUUCCUGGUUUGCCUACAUCUGCUGAGCUCUUCAUUUUACCAUAUAAAGAUGCCACAAGAGAAAAUAAAAGAACAGCAGAAGACUUAGAACAGAUUUCAGAAAGAGUGAUCCAGAAACUGAACCAAAAUUUGGUCCAAUUUGACCUGAAGCCAGGGGUUCGAAUCCUUGUCCAUGCUGCUCAUUUAACAGCAGCUCCCCUCGUGGACCUCACUCCCAGCCACAGUGGUUCAGCUAUGCUGAUGCUCCUUUCCGUGGUUUUUGUGGGACUAGCUGUGUUUGUAAUUUACAAGUUCAAAAGAGCAACCCCAGGCCACAGUCCAGAGCCCAAGGAAAGGAAAUGCAACCAAGGUAGUCUGGACAGAGGACUUCCAAAAGGCUUGUGGAUCACCAAGAGGUUUCAAGCAAAGACCCGGAGCGGAAGUAUUUCCACAGCUGCUGAGCCCCAGAGCACAAAAGAAAUCCCUACCUAUGUAAAUGGUUGAAUUGAGGACACCGGUAUAUAUGUAUAUCUAAAAAAAAAAAAAAAAAAAAA